This is a messenger RNA of Gymnodraco acuticeps, 4868 nucleotides long. It is a transcript of the gene vps9d1, whose product is annotated as VPS9 domain containing 1. Gene Ontology annotation, molecular function: guanyl-nucleotide exchange factor activity; small GTPase binding. The transcript has 16 exons. Bases 1242 to 3125 code for a protein of 627 amino acids. Gene Ontology annotation, biological process: vesicle-mediated transport. Gene Ontology annotation, cellular component: cytosol; endocytic vesicle. The record is from RefSeq and is a predicted model, not a curated record. NCBI's taxonomy places the organism in Eukaryota, Metazoa, Chordata, Actinopteri, Perciformes, Bathydraconidae.
AAAUCUCACGUACCCCCUGCAAUACUCCAACGUACCCCUAGGGGUCCGCGUACCCCCAUUUGAGAACCACUGCUUUAGAAGGUCUUCAGAAAGUAGAGCCUGUAAAUAUGAUUGGUCAGACCACAUGGUGAGAUAUGAUAUGCUGUGGAUUGUAUACUUAAUAUCCAAUUGAUUUUUUAAAGAUGAUUUAACUUGGAUGGACACAUUCAUAUUUCAUUCAAUUAGAAACAUGUUGUUCACUCUAGAAGUAGCAUUAAACAGGCAUCACCAAUUCUCAGUCCUUUACCGGCCUCGAGUGGCAACCACUACGAACUUCAACAACAUAAUACAUUUCAAACAGGCAGAAGGGAGAAGCAUUUAUUGUCUCAUUGUACAUGUAUAAUGACAUUAAAGUAUUCUAUUCUAUUCUAUUCUACAAUGGUAUGAUGCAUUUAACAUAGGUGAACAAUCACUGCUAAAUUUGAUUGUUUUCCUUAAUUAUCUAGCUGUCUUUAAGAAAGAAAGAAAAAUGUGCUAAUGAACAAAGUGUAAGCACGUACAUAUUCAUAGAUGCACACGUGAACUCACCGUUAUCUUGAUGAAACUGAGCGUUGUUGAUUCAACUUAAUGAGCUAGAUUUUGCAGGAUGUAAUGUGUGGUUCUGUUAAACUCUAUACAGAGAGGUGGCAGAGGAACAAUACAAUCCACAAACUGCAGCCUCUAAAAUGAUAAUUUCGUUGAAUCAAGAAUGCUCUAAUUGUUUCAACCAGAACUUAACUUAACUGAAGCACAACAAGUCUGAUUUAUUGCAGUGCUGAAUUGAACUGGAUUAGUUUCAGCUGAAUGUGCCUUAUAAUCUAGCAACAUCAUUUAUGGUUUACACAUAUAUUAAAAGGGGGGAAGAUGUGGGAGGAGGAUUGGAUCAACUUAACUGCCUAUUAAGCAGAACCCAUGAAGUAAUCAUUCUAAUCAGACAUGAGCUAAUCAGCUUGAAUACAGUAGUUGUUUGCUAGCACUGAAUGUAAUCAGAUCUCAGAGCCUUUAUCUAUCAAGCUCCUCUCCUGUGAAGGCCCACACCCUCUCCACAUCUAAAGGCCCUGACACACCUACCCCAUUUUGGGAGUCAGAGGCCGUCAGAGGCAGUCGUCCUGUUGCUCUCCCCGAGGUUUCUUCCCCAUUAUUAUUAUGGAAUUUUUCCUUGUGCGCUGCAAGGGUCUAAGGAGAGAGGGUGUUGUGUACAAACUGUUAAGCCCCUGUGACAAAUGUAUGACGGGGAGGUGGUAGCAGUGGAGGUGGGGCGCAUGUUGAGGUUGGCUGAACAAUGUCUAGAGCGAGUCAAGUCUUUCAUAGGGAAGAGAGCUGACCUCUCUGCCUCCGGCUCCGCUCCCUUUUCCUCUUCCCCUGGCCAAUCAGAGCCCAACCAGACUGCUGUCCUCACAGACACCACUGCUAACCCUGUCACAGCCCCCUCAUCUGAUACUCCUGUUGACACAGGGCAUAAAACAACCAGCCCGACAAAGACGGGUCACUACAGGGUGUUGUCAGAUGGAACCGGGGAGCUCUCCUCUUUUCUGCCUCCUGAAGUCUUCCAGAGACUACAAACAGUGCAGUCACAGGACAUAAGCAAAAAGGAGCUGACACCCAUUGAAGAAGCAUCACGUUUGAACCAGAAGUUGAAAGCCAAUUAUGAAGCUCGUCUGGCAAGGCUCCCCCCUGGCAAGGCCUACCAGAAGACGUCUUUGACGCUGUCUCUCCAGCGGCAGAUGAUGGAGAACCUCAUCAUAGCCAAAGCCAGGCAGGAUGCUCUCCAGCGGAAGAUGGAGGAGAGAAGACUAAGACUGCAGGAAGAGGCCAACAGGAGAUUUUCAGCAUCUGGGGCAGAGGAACAAGAGCAGCGCAUUCUCUAUACCAAUGUACUGGAAUAUGAGCAGGACCAUGAUUGGCCUAAACUGUGGAAAGCCAACAUGAAGAAAAAUCCUGAUGAUGUCACAUUAGUAUCAGGUCUAGUCUCCUACCUACUCAGCCGGGCUGACCACCCAGUGGUGAAUUUGCUAAGGAAACACCAGUACCGGGUUUACAACAGACUCUACCCCAUCGUCAGUAAAGGUCUCGUCCAGAGUCCUCCACGCCCGCUGACACCUUCUCGCAGCACUCACCUUCUUCACCCAGAGAAGAAGACGACCAGAGGCAGCAGUGUUGGCGGCCAGAGCUUCAGUACGGCCACCUCCCUCUCCCCCUCACUCUCUCACGACCACUCCACCAAUGAUGAGGAUGAGGUAGAGGAGGAGCUUCACUCACAGGUGACGGUGGAUCGGGAGAACUCGUUUGAAGAUCUGGAGCAGUUCCUGACCCAGCUGGACUGGGCCCCGCUCCACAGCAGCACAGAGGACUCGGAGGGGACCUGUGAUCCGUCGCUGCAGCCGGAGCAGGACGAGGGCAGCCUCCAGGAGCUGGAGAUGAGAGCGCUGACAGAACAUCUGAAGGCUGUAGUCAAAGACAUUCAUAUUGCAAUCGAUCAACUUCUGUCCCUGUGUUUGCUCUCCUUUGAGUGCCUCAACACAGCCAACUCUAAAGACCUGUGCCUGGCCAGCAUAGAGGAAGCCUUCUUCACGCCACUCUGGAGCGCGCUGGUGGCUCUCUUCAGGAGGGUCUACAGAGAAAGGGAGCAGGCCUUUGAGAUGAGUAUGAAGCUGUACCAGGAUGUUUCACCUGGAGAUGUUGGUGUUCCUUCCAAACUAUUCCCCGAAGACUCUGACGCCCAGCAAGGUUCCUACCCAUAUGAGUCUGCUGUGCAGGAACUGAAGCUCCUGCUCAAAGACUGCUGUCCACAGAGGAAGUUGGAAUGCAUUGUUAGGACAUUACGGCUGAUCUGUGCCUGCGCUGAGGACUACAGGUGUCUUCAUGAUGUGGACUCCACACCAAAAACAGCUGCCAUCGGUGCAGAUGACCUGCUGCCCAUCCUGUCCUUUGUGGCUCUGCGCUGCCAGUGUCCUCAGCUGGUGUCUGAGUGUGCUGCUCUGGAGGAGUUCAUUCAUGAAGGCUACUUGAUAGGAGAGGAAGGAUACUGCCUGACCUCCAUGCAGAGUGCCUUGGCCUACGUCGAGUCACUGCAACCAGGACAACUCCCUGCACACAAACUCGUAUGAGAAAGGCUGCUGCAGUCCGAGAGAUCACCCUCCCAGCAUGCCCUGCUGCUCUGCAGAGAGAGCAGCUGAACCUGCAGCUCCCUGCAUGUUCUCCCACUGACUCAACCAGUGCCUAGGAGCUGAUUAUUUAAUCACAGGCUGGGCUUUGUCUUCAUCCUGCCGCACUGCUGCAAGAGCUAGCACUGGAUAGUCAAAGGGACUGAAUGUGGGAGAGAUUGGAAUCCUCUUAGGGAACCUUUGGAAGUGUAGCCAUUGAUUAUAUGAAUGCGGACAGAAUAUAUUGGUAAACUAUAUUCCAUGCUAAUUAUUUUUUGUCUUCCCUGAAUAAGGAAGCCAACCACAUGUGCUUCAGUUAUAGCAUUUCAAUGUUUUAGGAAAGCCACUUGAAGACGACAAUGCCUAUUUGAAUCCUUAACUUUUAAGACAUGGCGCAGACUCAGACUCAACUAGAUCUUUAAGACUAUAAAAUAAGAAAUGUAUUUGAUGCACUUGGGGUGAGGCUAACCUCGAUGAUGGCUGAGUUUUGACUAGAUCUACUGGAGAAAGAGAUCUAACACACUGGAGGAGCACAGGGAGAACAGUGUAUAGUGUAUGUCAACAGUCACCAUGUUGGUUAACCUUUCAUUUACAUUAGGGUGAGGGUUAGGUGGUAGUGACUGAAGGUAUAAUGCAGUUGCACUCUGUCAGUGUGUGUGUUGCAAGCCUUGCCACAAAACGUCUAUCUUUUUAAUGCCAAGUUUAAAAAUCAACAAACCCUCCAGAGAUAAGGUAAACGGUAAACUCAUUGUCACAGCUUCUCACCCAUUUCCCAACUACCUCGACAUCUACACCGAAUUGGCACGCUUAAUAAUUGGAAAUGGAUUAUCCAUCGAUCUUGGGGCACUUUUCAAACUGUAGCUGUAUGGUAUUAAACAGAUGGUGUCAUGUUGAUUGGACGUGACGAGUUCUUUAGUGGUAUUCAACAUUUUUAAAAUGCAAUGAUGUCCUUCAAACUCAUUGCUUUUAAAAACAUGCAUAGUUGUAGUCCGUUACUGACGAAUCACGUUUAUUCGAUGGACUGUUCCCAAAACAUGAUGUUUUUUCUCUAGUGUGCUUUUGUCCAGUCCAGGCAGACAUUGGUUUGAAGUGCACCAAUCAGCUUGAGUUGUGGUUGCAUUAAUGCAUUUGAAACUUCAAAAUGAGUACCAAGUGUGCUGUUGUGGUGCCUCUAGAUAGCUGUAAUCAUGGUAGUUGAUGGCAGUGAUAUAAAAUGUACUAAAUGCUUAAUAAAUUGGCGGCUAAAAUCUGCAAAAAUAUUGUUUGGUUGUUUUGAAGACACACCUGAAGCGGACUGGCAUCCAGUGUAACGGCUUAAAAAACUGGAGUUUUAUAAAUUGUCCUUUUAUUUAGUUUGGUUUGUUGGCUUGCUUGAAUUGAAUUGAAUUUGUUUUAUUUCUGCAUGGGCCCAACAGAUGUGAAAAGAUGUCCUCAGAACUGUUUUGGUUUUAGUAACUACUUUUUGUGACUUAACGCCAAAAAAAAAAAGUAUGUCUAUGUAACACAUCUUUAUGUAAUUAUAAUUAAAAUGACUAACAUUUUUGCAAAGUGGAUGAAUCCACUUCAUUGAUGUAAUGUACAUGUUGGCAUUGUUUUUGAAAACGUUUGUUAUUAUAUAACAGUUUACUGUGAAAGGCUGGGAAUGUAAGAAUGACUGAUGAAUGUGUGUUUGAGAGAUGGGUCAAUAAAGAUAAUUAUUUAAAUAAA